AAAAACUCAUGGUUUCAGACAAUAAUUGAAUGUAGCUGCAGCAGAGACUCUGUCUGCGCUGUACAUUUACCGACAACUUUGCUGCUAAUUUCUGGAUCAACCUCUUCCCUUUCUGUCCCUGAUAAUCCUUUUUUUAUUGUGAUUUAUCAAAUGCUGGAUGGAAGCUGCAACUCCAGCAGAACCUCCACACGUCUGCACCAGAAGGGGAGACUCAAUAGAGGCGUUAUCGAUACCUCUUAGUUAUCAUCUUAUUAUGUAAACCACACAUACUGUAUGGUCUGAAAUGAGCCGUAACAGAAGAACCUGUCUAACAGCGCUUUGUUUCCAUGUUUCUUUAAGGCCUAGACAAAACUUCAUUACACCAUGUGGCAAACUGUUCACAGGCGACAGAAACUUAAACACAUCUAAUGCGUGUGAGACGGAUGGAAGAUAAGAGCUUGCAUUUAGACGGCAUGCUGUGCUGAGAUGAGGAACAGGAAAUCCUUCCCCCCCAGUCUUCAUUUGUUUGACUCGUAGACCUUUGAUGCAAAGUCUUGCUUCAUUACCACUUGUUUGUCUCUCUCUAGAGAUGUGUACUUUUGGGGAAGCAAUUAAGAGCUUUAAUGGGAAAAGCCAACAUAGCUGUGGUAGAACAACGAGAGAUGCGACAUGAUGUUCUCCAUCUAUAACAUCGCUCAUUUGUCCCUGUUGUAGAGAGUGGGAGCAGAUCUGCAGGCUCGGGUCAAAGGGGAGUUUGCAGCUCUCCAUCAGAUCCUGCAGGAUGAGGAGUUCUGCAUGCUGGAGCAGCUCAGGAGGGAGCAGGGGGAGGAGGUGGAGAGAGUGCAGCGCCACAUGGAGGCCAUGGAGCUGGCAGUAAGACAGCUGGAGGAGAAUAUGAGAGUGCUGCAUCAGGCGAGUGCUGACACUGAGAACAUCGUCCUGACUCAGCUCCCACAGAUAAAGCCAUGUGUGCAGGUGAAGAACGCCCUGGAGUUUGAAAUAAACGCUUUCAGCAACAAAUACCUGGCCCCAUUACAGUACAUCACAUGGAGAAGGAUGUUCAAGUCUCUGAAGCCAGGUCCUUCCCCAUUAACGUUUGAUGUCGACACAGCGCACCCGAGCAUUCAGGUCUCCAGGGACAAAACGGCAGUUGUUGAAUGUGACAUCAUGAUCCCGCACAACGACCACAACAAGCGCUUCCUGCAGUGCGUCAACAUCCUGGCUGCACAGGGUUUCCAGUCAGGCCGACACUACUGGGAGGUAGAAGUGGGCUCCAAGCCCAAGUGGGACCUGGGCGUGGCCUCGGAGGCCGUCGACAGGCACACUCGCAUCAAGCUGAGCCCCGAGAGCGGCUACUGGACGCUGCGGCUGCGUAAUGCCUGUGAAUACUCGGCCGGCACGCAGCCCUGGACCAGGCUGCAGCUCGUCUCCGCCCCUCAGAGGCUCGGGGUCUACUUAGACUGCGAGGAGAGGAGGGUCUCCUUCUACAACGCCGAUGAUAUGAGCCUGCUGUACUCGUUCACCAACGGGCCGAGGGGCAAGGCGUUCCCCUUCUUCAGUCCGUGCAUCAGUGAUGGCCGACAGAAACCUCCGCCUAUCAAACUCCUCCACUACCCUCCUGUCGCUCUGUCUGGCUAGCAUGGGGGCAAUCGAUACAAAGCUCUUCAGUAUGCAAAGCCUUCUAUUCACUUAUUGACCAAUAACUGUUAGCACUAGGCUCUUAAAAGACAGCAGUGCCUUUUUAGCAUUAUGGGUCUGUAUCAGCCAUUUCAGAUUGCUCUAUUGAUCAGAUACAGUAUAUCUACUUUCUACCUGCAAUAAGCCUUUAAAGCCUUGAUAUGUUAUGAACAAUGCUAUAUUCCUUCAUUAUAAUUGAAAUAGUUCUGAAGAGGCUAAUUCUAUGUGCUGUAGCCAUCAACAGAAACGUUAAACUAACACUUUGUUCAACAAUUUUGAAUAGUGAAGCUGGAUGCAUGCGGUUCUUCACUGCUCAUCCUAAUCUCUUAAAGAAGAUGAAGACAGUUGACCUUUCAAUGAUACUCCUUUUAUUUAUUUUUCAUUAAGUCAGACUGUCCUCAGUCGCUUGUAAAAGGUUAUUGUUUUAAUCACCAUUGAGUUUUAUCAGCAUAAAAGAUGUGUGCACUUUAGUUUGAGAUUUUACUGAUUAAAUGGUUCAUGUUUGGACUUCGGUCUGAAAUGAGAAACAGAUGUUCUUUCUGAUGAAGUUUAACAUCCAAAUGUAACUUCAUAGCACCUUUACGAGUUCUGUAUAUGACUUCUAGCAGCUGUUGAUUUGUCAUUAUCUAUAAAAAUAUACAUUAUACGUGCUUAAAUGUAAGUGUGAUAUAAUGCACUCUUGUUUUUUUAUAGAGCACGGAGAUAUAGUUCUUUACAGGAUUCAGUGUAUGCAGUAUAUUUACAUUGUUGCCAUUGCAUGUCAGUUGCAUAUGACCCAAAUGAUCACUGUAAAACUGCCGAUUCAAACAAUAAACCAAAUCACUCUUUUCACAAAA
Notothenia coriiceps (black rockcod) is the source of this 2492-nucleotide messenger RNA. It is a transcript of the gene trim105, whose product is annotated as tripartite motif containing 105. Gene Ontology annotation, molecular function: protein binding. The record is from RefSeq and is a predicted model, not a curated record. The transcript is spliced from 4 exons. NCBI's taxonomy places the organism in Eukaryota, Metazoa, Chordata, Actinopteri, Perciformes, Nototheniidae. The coding region runs from base 775 to 1617 and encodes 280 amino acids.